CGCGGUGAAAUCAUUAGCGCGCAGAGUUUACUGCUUACAUAGUGUGCUUAUACACACUGUAUACGUCAGACAGCGGCCGGCUUUCGCUCGAAUAACACAAGCAACGCAAGAUGAAUAAACUCGUCGGGUUAACUCGGAAUUUUUCCAGUUCCGCAAAUUUAAAUGCAAUAAAAACUGUGACAGUUGUCGGCGGAGGGCUUAUGGGCUCUGGAAUCGCUCAGGUGACAGCGCAAGCAGGCCAGAAUGUGACAAUAGUUGAUUUGCAACCUGAACUCUUGGACAAAGCCCAGAAGUCGAUCCAGGCUAACCUCACCCGUGUAGGCAGGAAGCUGUAUAAAGAUGAUGCUGGGAAAGUGGAGGGCUUUGUCAGCGAUUCCCUGGACAGGAUCAAAGUGUCCACCAAGGUCGAGGAUGGUGCUAACGCUGAUCUGAUUAUCGAAGCCAUUGUUGAGAAACUGGAUGUCAAGCAGGAGCUGUUUAAUAAGCUUGAUCAGUUAGCGCCAGAGCACACUCUGCUGGCUACGAACACGUCGUCUAUAUCUGUGAACGCCAUCGGGGCAGGCAUCAAGAGGAAGGAUAAAUUCGGCGGACUCCACUUCUUCAACCCUGUGCCGGUGAUGCGACUCCUGGAGGUGAUCAAGAGCGAUCAGAUGUCCGAGGAUACGUACCAGGCUAUGAUGUCCUGGGGCAAGUCCGUGGGCAAGACUUGCAUCACAUGCAAGGACACUCCUGGGUUCGUGGUGAACAGGCUGCUCGGGCCGUACAGCGCGGAGGCUCUGCGGCUCUAUGAGAGAGGCGAUGCGACCGCGGAAGACAUCGAUACAGCCAUGAAGUUAGGCGCGGGCUACCCCAUGGGACCUCUAGAGCUUGCUGACUUCACAGGUCUGGAUACCAAGAAGUAUAUCCUGGCUAUCAUGCUGGAAAAGACGGGGGAUCCAGUGUUUAGACCCAUAGGAAUCCUGGAUAAACUAAUUAACGAAGGGAAAUAUGGAAGGAAGACUGGUGAAGGCAUUUAUAAAUACAAGUGACGAAUUUAAUUGAAUGUUAAAAUACUAAUAAAUCGUAGUGACGUAAU
Manduca sexta (tobacco hornworm) is the source of this 1075-nucleotide messenger RNA. Its product is annotated as probable 3-hydroxyacyl-CoA dehydrogenase B0272.3. Gene Ontology annotation, cellular component: mitochondrion. Gene Ontology annotation, biological process: fatty acid beta-oxidation. The record is from RefSeq and is a predicted model, not a curated record. The transcript has 5 exons. Gene Ontology annotation, molecular function: (3S)-3-hydroxyacyl-CoA dehydrogenase (NAD+) activity; NAD+ binding. Bases 111 to 1028 code for a protein of 305 amino acids. NCBI's taxonomy places the organism in Eukaryota, Metazoa, Arthropoda, Insecta, Lepidoptera, Sphingidae.